Molecule: messenger RNA, 2756 nt
Organism: Physcomitrium patens
Lineage: Eukaryota; Viridiplantae; Streptophyta; Bryopsida; Funariales; Funariaceae
Biological process (GO): regulation of mRNA processing; spliceosomal complex assembly; peptidyl-serine phosphorylation
Molecular function (GO): protein serine/threonine kinase activity; ATP binding
Source: RefSeq, a predicted model, not a curated record
GGAUCCGCGCAACCAGCGCCGCGCCACGCCCCCACUCUCCCUCUCUCUCGCUCGGUGGCUGCUGCUGCCUCGUGGUGGGGUGCCUUGCCCUGCUCCCAUCUUCGCAGCGCUACGCAACGCAACGCGAUCAGCAAUUUCGUGCCUGCGCACUCAUCGAGGCAUAACACGCACGCACGCACGCACGCACACACACACACACACACUCUCUCUCUCUCUCUCUCUCUCUCUCUCUCUCAUUCUCUCUCAUCACCACUACCAUCACUCGCUCCCAUUCACUAACACUACCUGCUGCUGCUGCGACACUAUGAUUCGCCAGUGAUGCCGGUCACGGGAUUCCCUCCAGGCUCCAUAGUUACGCCCUACGGCUGCCUGCACGCACUCGCGUUACGCUCGGCUCGUUGGUAGUUUCUGUAGUUUUGUGCGUGUGUGACGCUCCCCUUGCGGUGGCAGCGUAGAAAGUGUGUGUGUGCGCGUGUUUUUUUUUUUUUUUUUUUUUUUUUUUUUUUUUUUGUGUGUGUGUGUGUUUUUGUGGUUCCUGUUCGUGGGUAGUCUCCGUGCCAAGUGCGUCCAGUAGAGGAUUGGGGCAGGGAACGGAGAUGGCUGGGAAGGACGGCGAGCGGAAGGAGGGAGGAGGGGAGUCGAAGAAAGUCCGCAAGGGUAGUGUGCAGAGUUGGGAUAGUAGGGAGAGUAGCGAUGUGUCGGAAUCGGAGGACGAGGGCAGCGACGAGUACAGGCGCGGGGGUUACCACGCCAUCCGCAUUGGGGACUGGUUUCACAAUGGCCGUUACGUGGUGUACCGGAAGCUUGGAUGGGGGCACUUCUCGACCGUUUGGCUCGCUUGGGACACGCUUGAUAAGAAAUAUGUGGCAUUGAAGGUGCAGAAAAGUGCGCAGCAUUACACCGAAGCGGCUCUCGAUGAGAUUACGAUUUUGAAGCAAAUUGCAGACGGCGAUGUCGAGGACCGCAAGGGCGUUGUGAAACUGUUGGACCACUUUAAGCAUACAGGACAGAAUGGAACGCAUGUGUGCAUGGUUUUUGAAUAUUUAGGGGAUAAUCUUCUUACGCUCAUUAAGGCUUACAAUUACAGGGGUAUACCACUUCAGAUGGUGAAGCAAAUUGCAAAGGAGACUUUGGUGGGGCUUGAUUACCUGCACCGUCAGCUCUCCAUCAUUCACACUGACUUGAAACCUGAAAAUAUUCUGCUUCUGUUUCCUUUGGAUCGCUCCAAGGACCCUCGCAAUUCCGACCACGUGCCGUUGGAGAUUCCAGGUCCAGGUGAGAAAUCGCAGACGCUUUCGGGAUUUGAUAAGCCGCUCUCUCCGAAUCUUUCUAAGAAUCAGAAGAAAAAAGCAAAAAGAAAGGCAAAGAAAGCGGGUGGCAAUGGCAAUGAUAGGGAAAGAGAAAACUGUGAUCCAGACCCUCGCGUGUCGAAGUUCGGAAAGGAGGAAUCAGAAAAGGUCGCCUGUGAACCUGCAGAGAUUAUAAAUGCUACAGAGAGGCUGCGUGGUUCAAAGGAGGAAAGCGUUGAUGCCUGUGACGAGGAGCACGAUGUCAAAGGAGACCGUCCUUUGUGUGCGAGUGCUCCUAAACGAGGCCGGAGCUUGCCUCUCACGGAGGACUUAAGUAAGAUGGAAUUGCGAUGUAAAAUAGUGGAUCUAGGGAAUGCUUGCUGGACUUAUAAGCAAUUUACCGCCGACAUUCAAACACGGCAGUACCGAUGUCCAGAAGUUCUUCUGGGUUCGAAGUAUUCGACUCCAGCUGAUAUGUGGUCAUUUGCGUGUAUUAUUUUUGAGCUGGCCACUGGAGAUGUCCUUUUCGAUCCCCGUAGUGGAGAUGACUUCGGCAGGGAUGAGGAUCAUUUAGCGCUAAUGAUGGAAUUGUUGGGUCGCAUGCCUCGCAAGAUCGCCCUAUCAGGAAAGUAUUCUCGCGACUAUUUUAACCGGCACGGAGACCUGCGGCACAUUCGAAGGUUACGGUACUGGCCCUUGGACAACGUGUUAAUAGAAAAGUACGAUUUUUCGGAACAAGAGGCGCAGGAGCUCGCUGAAUUCUUAGUGCCGUUGCUGGAUUUUGUUCCCGAGAAGCGGCCCACCGCUGGUCGAUGCCUGCAGCAUCCGUGGUUGAGUUCAGUGUCUCGUUCGGUCGAUGACGCGAGGGUUGGAGACUGUGAUGCAGUGCAAGAAGGGCUUCGCAACAUUGCAUUGGCUGGUGGUCACACAGAGGCCACUUCCAAUGGCACCAAGUCGAAGAAGCACCUGGUGCGCAACGAAGGUGACAAUGCUGAUGAUCACAGGGCUCAUGAAGGUUCGACUACACCUGAGUGCCAACUUUCUAUCUUAACAUGAAGGUUAGUGAACAGAAUAGGCUGACUAGACUACUGAUGGCCAUGUCAAAAGUGAACUGAAGAUGGUCGAAAAGCCUUUAGGCAGCUCAGCUCUGAAGCUCCCUACACUCUGUGUGGUAUGUUUUUUUUAAUUAAUUUAUUUUUUAUUGUUUUGUACAUGCUCUCUGGUGGAUGGAAAGAGAUCUGAGCAUUUUCUAGGGUUGGGGCAAUUAAAGCAGAUCUCUUUUGUAAAUAUUGGAUGACUGGGGUCAACUUCUUUAAGAACCCACUUCAAAGCUCAAAAUGUAAAUAGCCAACAGUGUAGUAAAUCUGUCAAUUAGUGGGCAGCGAAGGAGGAUUGGACCACAGAAUUAUGUUCCAAAUAUGCCUCAAUCCAGGCGAAUCAUACAUAAAGGACACCGUUACUUAUUAA